Zea mays is the source of this 1933-nucleotide messenger RNA. RefSeq lists its product as uncharacterized. Gene Ontology annotation, molecular function: hydrolase activity, acting on ester bonds. Bases 391 to 1656 code for a protein of 421 amino acids. NCBI's taxonomy places the organism in Eukaryota, Viridiplantae, Streptophyta, Magnoliopsida, Poales, Poaceae. The transcript is spliced from 4 exons. The record is from RefSeq and is a predicted model, not a curated record.
CUAUCUCGUAACGGGCUGAACUGAAAAUCACAAUCCAAUACAUUUCCAUGAACCUAAACGCGUCGUUAGAUCUACUCUAUUAAUUUUACCAGCUAAUAACUACGGUAGUCUUUAAUUUUAGUCGGCUACUAUAGCUGCAUCCAAUGCUAACCGUAGGGGCAAUCGUCGGCCCAAACCAAAACAUUUGCCCAGUGGCUGCCACACCCACACCUCAUCCUGAGCUGCUGCAGCACCUGCAAAGCUCUGCAAGCAUCCAGCACAGGCCACACUGGCCACCUCUCUCUCACUCUCUUCACUCCCACAGCCGCAGUUUAUAUAAAGCAAAAGCGGAGGAGAGCAACGCGCCACACAAGCAAAGAACUUGGCCCCGCCUCCCGUCUCUUACCGCACAUGCGCGUCGGGCCGCGUCGACAUAGCUGCUUGCCGCCGACACCCGCAGCCGCAAUGGCCGUCGCCCACGCGCCGCCGCGCCGGGGCGUGCUCCCCCUCCUGCUCGUCGCCGCGCUCGUGGCGGCGUUGCCGGCCACCUGCGCCGCGGCCAGGAGCAAGAAGUCGUACACGGCCAUCUUCAGCUUCGGGGACUCGCUCUCCGACGCCGGCAACCUCAUCGUCAACGGCACGCCCAAGGCGCUCACCACCGCGCGCCCUCCCUACGGGAUGACCUUCUUCCGCAAGCCCACCGGCCGCUGCUCCAACGGCCGCCUCGUCGUCGACUUCCUGGCCGAGCAUUUCGGGCUGCCACUGCCGCCACCGUCGCAGGCCAAGGGCAAGGACUUCAAGAAGGGCGCCAACUUCGCCAUCACCGGCGCGACGGCCCUGGAGUACUCCUUCUUCAAGGCGCACGGCAUCGACCAGCGCAUCUGGAACACCGGCUCCAUCAACACCCAGAUCGGCUGGCUCCAGGACAUGAAGCCGUCCCUCUGUAAAUCGGAGCAAGGUCCGGCCCCAAUCUCACCCGCACUGAAUGUUCUCGAAAAUUUUGCAGUGGAUCACCGAAUGUUGGUUGCAGACUGCAAGGAUUACUUCAGCAAAUCCCUGUUCGUCGUCGGGGAGUUCGGGGGCAACGACUACAACGCGCCGCUCUUCUCCGGCGUCCCAUUUUCUGAUGUCAAGACUUACGUGCCCCUUGUUGCAAAGGCUAUCGCCAAUGGCGUUGAGAAACUGAUCGAGCUUGGGGCAACAGACCUCCUGGUGCCUGGCGUUCUCCCAAUUGGCUGCUUCCCGUUGUACCUGACGCUGUACAACACCAGCAGCAAAGCAGACUACAACGCCCGGACCGGGUGCCUUCGGAGGUACAACCGCCUGGCCUUCCACCACAACAGGGAGCUGAAGCAGCAGCUUGACGAGCUUCAGAAGAAGUACCCCAAGACGAAGAUCAUGUAUGGAGAUUACUUCAAGGCUGCACUGCAGUUUGUCGUCAACCCUGGAAAAUUUGGUUUUAGCACGGCCUUGCAGGCGUGCUGCGGCGCAGGAGGGCAGGGCAACUACAACUUCAACCUGAAGAAGAAGUGUGGCGAGCAGGGCGCGAGCGUGUGCUCCAACCCGUCGUCGUACGUGAGCUGGGACGGCAUCCACAUGACCGAAGCUGCGUACAGAAAGGUCGCCAAUGGCUGGUUGAAUGGCCCGUAUGCUCAGCCCCCAAUUCUCAAGUCAUGAUCGAGAUUACUAGGCUGUGCGUAAUACCGCCGCAGCUGCAUGCUGCGGCUAGAGAUAUAUAUGAGGAGUGUUUCAGGCAAUAGAUAUGCUAAGUUAUGGUAAAGCUAUUUGGUCUGUUCAUUGGAAGAUCUGUAUAAACUGCGCCGGUAUAGAUAUGUUCCCAGCUGAAAUGGCUCUAGCACAGAUGUGCAUGGCAUGUUCUCUGAUUCUUUUCAUUUGUUCUAAAAAAAUAUUGCGGCAGUAAUAUGAGUUGAUAAAAGUAACUAAAUUUCUGCAA